AUGUUGACGAUUGACGGUGUGAUUCGAAUUGUUGCCGGACAGCAAAGCAGAUUUGGUUAUUUCUGUGUGGGGCAGUAUUUCAUGCAUAUAUGGACAAAUAUCCAUAGGUAGUAUAAAUUAAAAAAUAAAUAAAGCGCUGAAAAUGAAAAUUGAAAUAGUUAUGUAAAUGCAUUAUUGGUCAAUAAGCAGAAGCCAUAAGAACGAGACUUGUGCGCGCAAAUUCAAAUUCAGUGAAAUAAACGAAUACUUAUACAUUAUAGUUACAACAUAAGAAUUCCGAAAUUUGCGGUAAUGUACAACUCAUUAAAAUUUCGUUUGCCAUACAACAUACUGCAACAAUGCUUCAUCAAAAUAUCUCGAAUCACGUGCGUCCACUUUUAAUGCUUCUUGUCGGUCUUGUAAGUGGUUUUUGUUUCUCGCAACUUUUACGCAGUACAGAUUGCGCUAUUAGACUGAGUUUCCCUAGCGGCAAUUUCCUGGGUCGAAACGAAGAAUAUGAUGAUCCAGCAGCACUAUAUACAGCCGAAGAAAAUUUGCAAACACGAGUUUCCAAUGAUGACAACUCGCUCGCUGAACAGCUCUUCAAUGCGACGCGAGUUCUAUGCUGGGUGCUUACCAGUCCAGCUAAUCACGCAAAGAAGGCGGUUUAUGUGAAGAAAACGUGGGGUAAACGUUGCAAUCGGUUACUUUUUAUGAGUUCGGAGACCGACGAAAAGCUGGGAAGUAUAAAACUGGUUGUUAAGGAAGGGCGUGGCAAUUUGUGGAACAAAACAAGGGAGGCGAUGAAAUACAUUUACGACAAUCACUUUGACGAGGCUGAUUGGUUUCUGAAGGCAGACGAUGAUACUUACGUCAUAAUGGAGAAUUUGCGUGCCUUUUUACACCCAAUGGACAGCAAGACACCGGUCUAUUUUGGCUGCAAGUUUAAGAAGUAUGUUACACAAGGUUACAUGUCUGGUGGCGCGGGUUACGUAUUGAGUAAAGAGGCCAUGCGGCGUUUCGUCCAAGUUGCAUAUCCAAAUAAGAAACUUUGUCGUAAUCGUAGUGGCGGUGCUGAAGAUAAGGAAAUGGGCGCUUGCUUGCAGAAUGUGGGUGUGAUAGCCGGUGAUUCGCGAGAUGAACACAAACGUGGACGUUUCUUUCCACUCGGCCCGCAGGGGCAUCUCAUACCGAAUGACAAAUCGCAUUGGUACUGGCGUUACAUCUUUUACAAAACCGACGAUGGUCUUGACUGUUGUUCGGAUUACGCAAUAUCAUUUCAUUAUGUUCAACCUCACUAUAUGCUUGUACUGGAUUACCUGAUAUACAAUUUGCGUCCGUUCGGGGUUUUUAGACAUACCGAAGCACUGCCAGCGAAAUGCAAUAUGACCGAGUUAUUGGAAAAGUGGCGGAACGAGAAAUCUGAUAAUCCUUUAUAAAUUUUUUGAAGGGAAAUAUGGUAGACAUAAGUAUCGCAGUAUUGAAUUGAUACAUAAAAUAAAUGUGUGUAUAUGAGAGUGAAAAAUGUUCACAUGUAGACUUAUGUAAGCUUAUGCAUAUAUGUACACACAUACGUAUGUUAUAAUAAACUUUAAAAGUGCAUAAUGUGGGUGCUAAAUUGCUAAAUAAAAGUGAUAAAUUGUGAUUAGAAGUUUAAGGUACAAUAACUGAAUAAGAAUAGGUGCGCCAAAUCGAUAACUUUUUGUGCCAAGUGUCUUAAAACUUGGAAACUGAAACUAUUUAAGCCUAUUCUCUGUAUAUGUAUGUAAUAAGUUUUUAUGUUCAUAGCAAUAUUUAUAAAAAAAUAACUUAUACUACUUUUAAAUAAAACUAUUGUGUAUUGGAUAAGAUUUAAGUAAGAUUUACUUAUGCACUUAACUAUUUAGAAAAUGCCUGACUAAAUGUCAGAACAUACAAUUAUUGUAUAUAGAAUUGUAUUUACAAAGCCACGUGAAAAUAAUAUUGUUCAUAUGCAUUUGUUAGCUAACAUCAAAUCGUACAUAUAUAUGUACUAUGUACAUGUGUAUGUAGAUGCAGAUAAAUUAGUUCGUUUAAACAUUUCGCGACCUACACCUGCAUUACUCUAUUUCUAGAACAAAUUACGUAACUUAAAAAUCAUUCCAAAAUUUUUACAAGUUAUGCUGCCCAUUGUAAGUAAUUUUUUUAUUCAUCAAAACAUGUUAGGAAAUUUGCUACUGAACUAAUAAUGGAACCAAAGUCAAAAAAUAUACACACAUACAUAAAUAAAAUGAAAAAUACCUUA
Rhagoletis zephyria (snowberry fruit fly) is the source of this 2242-nucleotide messenger RNA. Its product is annotated as glycoprotein-N-acetylgalactosamine 3-beta-galactosyltransferase 1-like. The record is from RefSeq and is a predicted model, not a curated record. Gene Ontology annotation, cellular component: membrane. Lineage: Eukaryota; Metazoa; Arthropoda; Insecta; Diptera; Tephritidae. Gene Ontology annotation, molecular function: N-acetylgalactosaminide beta-1,3-galactosyltransferase activity.